Messenger RNA from Pseudo-nitzschia multistriata, 2044 nucleotides. The record is from the annotation of a GenBank genome assembly. NCBI's taxonomy places the organism in Eukaryota, Bacillariophyta, Bacillariophyceae, Bacillariales, Bacillariaceae.
UUCCGCGAGGAGACGGCACCGAUCCGAACCAGCAGAUGAUCGCAGUUUCUGCUACACGUGUACGGAACCGGACCUGGCAUCCGGGGGUGUCGUGUUCGUUUCACCGCAUUCUCCGUCCCCUUCCGGCUUCAAGAAGCUUCCCGGGGGGCUUCGAUCGAAACCAAAACAGCUCAAUGCACGGGAGAGUUUCUCAUUGACAAACCGGGACGCCUCGGUGGAACACCCCGUGCCACAGCUGCAACCCGAAAUCCAUCGUUCCGUUUUGGAAGAACCCCAUCGGAAGCACACGACAAUCCGCGUUUUUGAGAAAGCCGGUUCGCAAUGCCGACGACGACGACGACGACAACGACAACGACCAUGCACUCUUCGAUGGGCGGUUCCGAGAGCUCCCCGGCGGCGUCCGGGUCCGCUCCUCUGUCGCCGUGUUUGCAGGCCGAGGAAUGCCAUGGCAGAUUUGGCACGACGCCCACCCGAUCGCCCAAGAGGAGCCGAGGCAGGGAACACCAAAGGCGCACGAUGCCUUUUCACCAGCUCUCGUGCCCGCGGGGAAUUCUUUUGGUGGUGGCGGCGAUCGAUGCCCUCUGCUUGUUCUCGGCGCUGUUGUCCACCGAUGCCUUUCGCAUGGUGCGGCAUUCCCGCGAGUGCGGAUUCCCCGCGAGGCCAUCCGCGUCGGCCACGCCGCACGACGAGAGGAAGAACCCCUUCUACAGCCUGUGCCACGAGACGGCGUUGUUUGCCUCGCCGAACAGCGAGGCCAACCAGCAGCAAGCCACUGCUGCUCCGAUGAAGGACCCGUUCGAAGCCACCGGCCAGGACAACGACCUGUUCAAGACGCUGGCGGGCGGGCCCGCCCUGAUUUUCGAAAUGGCGCGCAAGUCCGUGCUCUUUGCCACCAAGGAACCCGACGCCAGGGACCCCCCGGCGAGGAACGCCACAACCGAGACAAGAACGGCGACGCCUGCCGGCCAGCAGUCCCAGAGCUCUCCCCAGGGCCGGUGGUACCCCCACUCGGGGAUCGCCGGCGACAACCCCAACUUUCGGACGCAGGCUCCGGCGAUGACGAACCAGGGCUUUGCCCGGAGCAUCUGGAAGAACGCCCGCAAGCGCAACAAGCCGAGUUUGUGGAAGCACGCGCUGAGGACCUACGACCGGAUGGCCCUCCUGGAGGCCGACCCGGGCUUUGCGCAGAUCGAGCGGGCGAACGUCCACCACGAGGGCGCGAUGCAGGCCUGUGCGAAGCUCGGCCUGUGGCAGCGGGCCCUGGAGAUCUACCACUUUGUGCACUCGGAGGAGACGGGGGAGGGAAGGCAGCAGCAACCACAACAACAACAACAACAACAACCACAACCGCGGAGGACCACCGGCGGGGGCCGGAACGAGCGGACCGGGGUCUACGUGACGGACGACAUGGUGCUGUCGCUGGUGCGGGCCACGGUGCGAGCCUCGCGGCUCCGCUCCCGCCGGAAGCGGGCGACGGGCGACCCUCCUCCCACGCCCGAGGAGGAGGAGCGAGAGGCGGCCCUGCGGAAGAUCCCUCUCGACUCGGCCCUCGAGAUCCUCUCGCGGCUGAAAGAGGACCACGGCCUGCCGCUGGCGGCCUACUACGUGAACCCGCUCGCCGCGGCCUACCAGAGCCUGGGCUACACGGCCCACAGCAAGGAGAUCCUGGAAACCAUGCUGUCGAACCGGACGGCCGGGGAGGACGACCUCCCCAACGUCCACGACCUCUGCGCCAAGGACAAGGGGAGCUACAGCCUCCUGGUCCAGGCCUCGGUGGUGAGGGGGGACUGGGGGGCGGCGGUGGACUCGCUGGCGGAAAUGACGGGCGCCGGCCUCUACCCCAACCCGCGGCACUGCAACAUGUGGAGCGAGAUCUCGGAGCGGCAGACGAGGCCGAGGGCCGUCGGCAGCUGGAAGAAGAAGCGGGACGACUUUUGGACCGACAGCAUCCGGUGACGGCUCGAACGAUGGUACAGCUAGCACAAGAACACAAACAAUGCAUUUGUUUGCUCUUAGAAUCAUAGAAAAAAGAAUUGUAACUUCU